Messenger RNA from Anoplophora glabripennis (Asian longhorned beetle), 1392 nucleotides. RefSeq names its product BRISC and BRCA1-A complex member 2. Bases 138 to 1301 code for a protein of 387 amino acids. The transcript is spliced from 5 exons. NCBI's taxonomy places the organism in Eukaryota, Metazoa, Arthropoda, Insecta, Coleoptera, Cerambycidae. The record is from RefSeq and is a predicted model, not a curated record. Gene Ontology annotation, biological process: double-strand break repair. Gene Ontology annotation, cellular component: BRCA1-A complex; BRISC complex.
CAUUAUACCCAGUGAAAGGAACGCGGGAUAUGAGUAGUUCAAAUGUCCCAUCAAGUAACACCAAUUCAAAUGAUUCAUCUCCAAGUGUCAUUGAAAAUUUGCGACAGUAGUAAAUAAAUCACAACACACCAAAGAAAAUGACUGAUUAUAACACAGACAACAUUUUAUGCAAUUAUCCUGCGUGCUUGAGGAAAAAUAUCGAAGAGCUAUGUCUAAGAAGUCAAAUAGGUUUGGGUUCUGUAAGUUUACGAGACAUCUCCAUUUUGUCGAAUAGAUAUAGUAGCGAGGAAGACAUUCUGAGCAAUUAUCAUUUUAUGAUAAAGAUACCUUACGCAGGAAAGCAGCUGAAAUGGGAGGUCAUCUUUGAUCCCGAGAACUUCUAUUUCGCUCCUGAUUUUGACUUCAACGAUGAUCAGUUUUUAAAUAAUCCCGACUACGAAAUGAUUGCCAAUAACGUCCCUGGAAUGGUGGAUUGGAACUUGAAAGACCCUAAAGCCUUGUCUCAGGUUUUAAAUGAGUUUGUUUCGUUGUAUAAAAAGUUACAGAUUGAAAAAUUGAUACAAGAUAAUAUAUACUCUCGAUACUCCGAAGAAUAUCAAAUGUUGGUUACCGAAGAACAGGGCAUAGCUUCGGAGAAUGUAGAAGUUUGUGUAGACGUUAAAAGUAUUUAUUUCCUGAUAUCACUUAAAAUCGACUGUUCGUCUUUGCCCGAAUACAUACAACCUCCAGAAAAUGAUCACACGAUCUGGAACAAUCCGGGCGAAGACUACGCCCAUUUAAAAAUAUGCAUCUUGAAACUUGACGGGACCCAUUCCAACACAACCCUACAGUUAUCGCCGAGGUUAGAGCAGGUGUUGGGAAAUUCCAAAGCCCUGUUCCUCCCGGAAUACAAGAGAGAGUUGUCACUGAUCGAAUAUGUGUCGAAAGUUGCCCAGAUGAUCGACGGUCGUAUAGAAUUGGUAGCAAACCAUUUCAAGAUGAAGAAAAUAUACAUUGCGAGCCUGGCAGCGGCGUGCAGUCGCUACAUCGUCGAGUAUGACACGGAGACCUUCAAUAAGACUGUUUUGCUGUACGGCGUUGGUGAUUAUUGCUGUUUAGUUACGGUUACCAUAGGGUCCAAGUUUCCCCAAGAAAAACCCUCGGUUCAGUUAACUUCGAUUUAUUGCCAAGAGGGAAGGCAAUGUUACGAGAACAUUGAUAAAUAUCCGUAUAUUCCCACCAAUCGACCAGACGAUAAUAUUGAAUUAUUAUUAGAGUACCUUCCAGAAGCGGUUUUAAGGUUUAAACACCAUAAACACUAACUUCUGUAUUAGUUAACUUUAAGAAUGUUUAUACAUAUUCUAAUAAAAAAAUUAAACUGUCUUUUUAAUUAAUAAAAACAUAUUUAUCAUA